Molecule: messenger RNA, 748 nt
Organism: Phoenix dactylifera (date palm)
Lineage: Eukaryota; Viridiplantae; Streptophyta; Magnoliopsida; Arecales; Arecaceae
Source: RefSeq, a predicted model, not a curated record
ACCAAAAUAGAAGAUCGCUUUGCAACUAUCUUCUUCUUACAGAAGGACGUCUUGCAUCCCGGGGCCAACAAGACCAUCCAUUUUAUCCGGACCAGCUCUGGCGCCACCCUUCUUCCUCGUCGCAUGGCUGACUCCAUUCCCUUCUCAUCCAUCAAGCUCCCAGAAAUGCUUGCCCGCCUCUCCAUUAACCCCAACUCCACCGAAGCAGAAUCCAUGAAGAAGACGCUUCAGGACUGCGAGGCGCCUCCAGUUGAUGGAGAGACCAAGUACUGCGCAACCUCCCUCGAGUCCAUGGUGGAUUUUAGCACGUCGACCCUUGGGACACGUAACAUCCGGGCCUUGUCAACGACGUUGGAUAACCAUGCUACCCCGAAGCAAGUGUACACCAUGUCCAAGGUGCAAAAGCUGGCUGGCUCUAAGUUCGUGUCUUGCCAUGUUAUGAAUUAUAUAUACGCUGUGUUUUACUGCCACUCACAAAGCACGGUAGCAUACACAUUGUCGAUGGUGGGGAAGGAUGGGACAAAGGUGGAGGCCGUGGCUGCAUGCCACACUAAUACGGCCGAAUUCAACCCCCAGUACGUGGCUUUCCAGGUGCUUCAUGUGAAGCCUGGGACUGUGCCAAUCUGCCACUUCCUGCUCGAGAACGGCAUUCUAUGGAGUCCAAACAAAUAGAGCGUGUUGUACUUAGAGGUGAAGCUUUGUUUGCCUCUUUAUAUAUAUAUAUAUAUAUAUACUGUGCGUGUGUUAA